This is a messenger RNA of Alternaria atra, 1539 nucleotides long. RefSeq lists its product as uncharacterized. The transcript has a single exon. NCBI's taxonomy places the organism in Eukaryota, Fungi, Ascomycota, Dothideomycetes, Pleosporales, Pleosporaceae. The coding region runs from base 1 to 1539 and encodes 512 amino acids. The record is from RefSeq and is a predicted model, not a curated record.
AUGUCUAGCAACAAUGUGACUGCGAGUACGUUGUCUCCUUCUAUUAUUUCUCAGAGUCCUGAAGCCGCUCCUUCCUCUGCAUCUGCUCCUGCUCCUGCUGCGUCGUCUGCUCCUCCAGCCUCUGCCCCAUCUUCAGAUCCGCCCUCGUCAGAUCCUCCUUCGCCGUCUGUAACACCCUCCGCAGCACCUGCGCCCACUGAGGCUUCUUCUGCUCCCGCGCCGUCUUCCAAUCCGCCAGAAAACACUCCUUCAAGUCCCCCACCGGCUUCUAACACGCCUUCAGCGGACGCGCCCUCUUCAGAGGCUCCUGCACCCGCCUCGAGCGCUGCUCCCUCAAGCGCUGCUCCCGCUCCCUCAAGUGAGCCCGCGGCACCAUCAAGCCAGGCGCCGCCGCCGCCUGCAUCUUCAGCACCCGCGCCAGCCUCAUCAACCUCACAAGCACCUCCUCCAGCGCAGUCGAGCGCACCACCGCCAGCACAAUCGUCAGCAGCGCCGCCUCCCCCAGCGACUACCAGCAAUCCGCCGCCUGCCGCUACAAGCGUCAUCACUGCUCCAUCGGCGCCUCCAUCCACCCAAGUCUUCACCUCUGUCACCGUCGUAACCUCUACCCCGACAGGAGAAGGACAGACACCGCAAAUCGUCACUGUAACAGCAACCUUCUCGCGCACUGACGUUGCCGCUGCGCCAACCAAUGCUGCAUCUUCCACUGGUACAGGCGCUGCGGAUCCUUCCAACACUGACUCCACUCAGCUGCAGAAUGCGCAAAAGGAGAACUCUGGCGGCUUAGGCACUGGUGGUAAGACUGCCAUUGCUGUCGUCAUUCCCGUUGUAGUUGUCGCUCUGCUAGUACUGGGAGGCAUCUUCUUCUGGCGGAAACGUAAGCAGCGCAAGAGCGCCGAGGACGAACGCCGCAAAGAGGUCGAGGAGUAUGGCUUCAACCCCAACCACGACCCUACGCUACCUGCUGUCGGCGGAUUGCAAAUGGCCGAAGACGACAGCGGUUACCGAGGCUGGGGCAACACUACCACCAGCUCUAACCGCAAGAUGUCGACCACCCUCACCUCUGGCAUGACCUACUCGGACAGCAACAGCAACCCUGGUGGCUACGCCAGCCCACACUCUCCCACAAACGGUGCCUACUCCGACGCUCACUCUAACGACCCGCUCGUAGACGGUCGUCGCCAGACCAUGGACUCGGACGGCAUCGGCGCACUUGGUGUUGUCAACGGCGCUGCAGCAUCCAACUCUGCCAACAACCAGGCCGGUGUACACCGUGGACCUUCCAAUGCCUCUUCGUCGUACUCGGCAGCCAAUCACUCCGACAACUCAGGCGACUACCCUGGCAUGGCCAAUGGCCACCCACAGGAGUACUACCAAAACCAAGAGUACUACCAGAACGGGCCAUACGCUGCAAACGACCCAUAUGCUGGCAACCAACAGCCAAUAAUAAGAGAUGUGUCAGCACGACGCAAUACAAGGAUAGAAAACCCAAGUGUCUUCCCCCAACAAGGGAACUCUGGCAUCGCACAAAACUUCUAG